AUGAGAAGAGCGCACCAGAGUGCGUGCGACCUAGUGGAGGGAGUAAAUUUCCAAAUGAACGAAGAGGAUUACAUAGAAAACGCUCCUAAAGUGUCCCAGACCGCACCUGCCUCGACGUAUCCGUGUGACAUGUGCGGCUUUCAACUGACCAACGCCAACGGCUUCAAGGAGCAUUGCCGGCACGAGCACCACGUCCAAGAGAAACCCUUCGAGUGUGACAUUUGCAAAAAACGCUUCUUCAGACGCUACAACUUGGAGCAGCACAUCAAGAAGCUGCACCUGGACAAGCAAGGAUCGCGUGCACUGUGCCAGGUGUGCGGCAAAUACUUUUAUUCCAAGGCGAACUUGUCCGUUCACAUGAAGCUGCACACCAACGACAAACAGUUCAAAUGUCACCUCUGCGAACACGCCUUCGCCUCCCACGCUAUUUUGAAGAGGCACUCGAUCGUUCACACGGGUGAAAUGCCUCACAACUGUGAGGUCUGCGGUGCGACCUUCAUGGGAAAGAUCCAGUACGAUGUUCACAAGUUGAGUCACACCGGGGGUUGCGUGUACCAGUGCGACGAGUGCCAUAAGGUUUUCGUCGAUCUGGAGAGUAUGAACAGUCAUAAGGUUACUUAUCAUUGCGAUUUUUUUGGGCAGGGUGGCUAUUGA
Molecule: messenger RNA, 654 nt
Organism: Anthonomus grandis grandis
Lineage: Eukaryota; Metazoa; Arthropoda; Insecta; Coleoptera; Curculionidae
Product: zinc finger protein 675-like
Exons: 1
Coding region: 1-654 (217 amino acids)
Biological process (GO): regulation of transcription by RNA polymerase II
Cellular component (GO): nucleus
Molecular function (GO): DNA-binding transcription factor activity, RNA polymerase II-specific; RNA polymerase II transcription regulatory region sequence-specific DNA binding
Source: RefSeq, a predicted model, not a curated record